CUUUGUUGACAGCAGCUCAGAUCAACAUGGAGGCUACCAGACAGACAACAGGGCGACGUCUCAGCUCCAUAACAGUAUAACAUUAUGACAUGAUGACAUCAUAACGUUAUAGCAGCAUACCAUCGGAGACCUCAGCAGCAGCUCUCAGAGUCCUUUUUGCAGAAACAUGGCGGCCUUGCCUUCCGUCCUGAGAGAGUUCUGCCCCCUCUACUAUCUGCUGAAUGCCAUCCCAGCCAAGGUGCAGCGUGGGUUUAGGUCCGUCCUGGUCUACCUGACGGCCCUGGACAGCAGCAGUGACUUCCUGGCGGUGGGCAGCAGCAUCGGCAUGCUCUACUUGUACAGCCGUCGCCUCGCACACAUGAACAAGUACAGCCUGGAGGAACAGUCGGCCCUGUGUGAAGCCUUCUCAACUCCUGUGCUGAUUCAUAGGAAAGGAAAUAUGUAUCAUAUUUAACACGUCAGCCUGUCCUAAUACAUUAUAAAUACAUUGGGCAAAUAGAGCUUUAAAACCAUUAAACUUAGCUUUAUUAAAUGUCAGGUCUCAUUUUUAAUCAAUUAU
This is a messenger RNA of Cyclopterus lumpus (lumpfish), 559 nucleotides long. Its product is annotated as tectonin beta-propeller repeat-containing protein 2-like. The transcript is spliced from 4 exons. The coding region runs from base 167 to 454 and encodes 95 amino acids. The record is from RefSeq and is a predicted model, not a curated record. NCBI's taxonomy places the organism in Eukaryota, Metazoa, Chordata, Actinopteri, Perciformes, Cyclopteridae.